AUGCAAUACCAAUCACUCCUCGCUUAUAUAUUUGUCGCCCUUUUUGGUAUGUCAUUUUUAAUGGUCCAAGCCAAUAAAGAACGUGAACAAUUUACUGAUCUAUUGCAAAAACGAAAACAUCUUAAUGGUUAUUGGGUAGGCAAACGAUAUGUAAUUGCAUCUGAUGAAGAUAUAAAUGACAGUGAUGAAGAUUUAUCAGAAACCAAACGAGCAUCUUAUUUAGUGGGCAAACGUGGUACAUAUUUAGUUGGUAAACGAGCCUCGUAUCUUGUUGGACGUAAACGUCGUGAUUUGAUGGCUACAGAUAAUUCUCAACAAUAA
Molecule: messenger RNA, 321 nt
Organism: Adineta steineri
Lineage: Eukaryota; Metazoa; Rotifera; Eurotatoria; Adinetida; Adinetidae
Source: the annotation of a GenBank genome assembly